Messenger RNA from Pteronotus mesoamericanus, 3514 nucleotides. It is a transcript of the gene STK40, whose product is annotated as serine/threonine kinase 40. The coding region runs from base 208 to 1515 and encodes 435 amino acids. Gene Ontology annotation, biological process: protein phosphorylation. The transcript has 11 exons. The record is from RefSeq and is a predicted model, not a curated record. Gene Ontology annotation, molecular function: ATP binding; protein kinase activity. NCBI's taxonomy places the organism in Eukaryota, Metazoa, Chordata, Mammalia, Chiroptera, Mormoopidae.
GUUGUCAGGUGGCGGCGCCGCAGCCAUGGAGGGAGGCAGCGGCGGUGGCUGCGGCUCCGGUGGCUGCGCUGGGAGGCGGCGGUGAGCGAUUCCCACGCCCCCGGCCCGGCCCCGGCCCCCCGGGACGGAGCUCCGAGCAGUCCCGGUCCCGGCUCCGGGCUACAGACUAUGGAAGAGCAGCGCUGAACACCGGGCGAAGAGCUGAGAAUGAAGCGGAGAGCAUCAGACAGAGGAGCUGGGGAAACGUCGGCCAGGGCCAAGGCUCUAGGAAGUGGGAUUUCCGGAAAUAAUGCGAAGAGAGCUGGACCUUUCAUCCUGGGUCCCCGUCUGGGCAACUCACCGGUGCCAAGCAUUGUGCAGUGUUUGGCGAGGAAAGAUGGUACAGAUGACUUCUAUCAGCUGAAGAUCCUUACCCUUGAGGAGAGGGGGGACCAAGGAAUAGAAAGCCAAGAGGAGAGGCAAGGCAAGAUGCUGUUACACACCGAGUACUCUCUGCUUUCCCUUCUCCACACGCAGGAUGGCGUGGUUCACCACCACGGGCUCUUCCAGGACCGUACCUGCGAAAUCGCUGAAGACACAGAAUCCAGCCGAAUGGUUAAGAAGAUGAAGAAGCGCAUCUGCCUCGUCCUGGACUGCCUCUGUGCACACGACUUUAGUGACAAGACCGCUGACCUGAUCAACCUGCAGCACUACGUCAUCAAGGAGAAGAGGCUCAGCGAGCGGGAGACCGUGGUCAUCUUCUACGACGUGGUGCGCGUGGUGGAAGCCCUGCACCAGAAAAACAUUGUGCACAGAGACCUGAAGCUUGGGAACAUGGUGCUCAAUAAGAGGACACACCGGAUAACCAUCACCAACUUCUGCCUCGGGAAGCAUCUCGUGAGCGAGGGGGACCUGCUGAAGGACCAGAGGGGGAGCCCCGCCUACAUCAGUCCAGAUGUGCUCAGCGGCCGGCCGUACCGGGGCAAGCCGAGUGACAUGUGGGCCCUGGGUGUGGUGCUCUUCACCAUGCUCUACGGCCAGUUCCCCUUCUACGACAGCAUCCCGCAGGAGCUCUUCCGCAAGAUCAAGGCCGCCGAGUACACCAUCCCGGAGGACGGGCGGGUGUCUGAGAGCACCGUGUGUCUCAUCCGGAAACUGCUGGUCCUCGACCCCCAGCAGCGCCUGGCCGCCGCCGACGUCCUGGAGGCCCUCAGUGCCAUCAUCGCAUCGUGGCAGUCCCUGUCCUCCCUGAGCGGGCCUUUGCAAGUGGUUCCUGACAUCGACGACCAAAUGGGCAAUGCAGACAGCUCCCAGGAGGCGAAGGUGACAGAGGAGUGCUCCCAGUACGAGUUUGAGAACUACAUGCGGCAGCAGCUGCUGCUGGCCGAGGAGAAGAGCUCCAUACACGAGGCCCGGAGCUGGGUGCCCAAGCGGCAGUUCGGCAGCGCGCCCCUCGUGCGCCGGCUGGGCCACGACGCGCAGCCCAUGAACCCCUUGGACGCAGCCAUCCUGGCACAGCGCUGCCUGCGGAAAUAGCAGCCUCAGGCCGGGGUGCCAGCUCCACCCACCACCUCUUCCCGGCCCGCAGCCAACCCCCGGCUUGGGGCUGGGCCCUGGAGUGCGGAACUCUCUCCCAGGCUGCCACAGGGACAGGCAGGGACAGCCCAGGUCACACAUGGGGUCAGCAGAGGUACCACAAAGCUACCUUUUGGAAUGAUUGCUUGAUUGUUUGGUUUUUUUAAUCUGAGAAGCCUAGAUAACUAAUCUGCUUUUAAUCAUGACGUUUUAAUCUACCUCUGUCUCUUUAACCAUGCUGUCUCUGGACUGAGUGAGAGGGAGGAGGAGGAGGAGGAGCCCACCCAGCCGCCUGGCCAGGCAGCUGCUCCCCACAGUCCAAAUAAGCUGAAGUGCAGCUCGCUGCCGGCUCCCAGAACGAAUGCCCACUCCCCGGCCCCUCCCAUGGUCAGUUUCCUCCCUCCCCUUCUAACCCCAGGUUCCUCAGUCCAAGCUUUGGGAAACCUUCACCUCAUCUUAAGCGGAAUUCAAAUAUAUUUAUUUUUAUACUGAAACCAACUUCCCUCCCAUCACCAGGUGGCUCGGCCCAUGGCCACUCCCUGCCCCAAGCCUGGCUAGACAGCAGGGAGGCCACAGCCCAGAGAUGGGCCCCCUCCUCCCCACACCGAGGCUCAGAAAGCCCCUUCUUGCCAGCCCCUCUCCACCUCCAGCCCACCAGUCCCUCCUUGUUUCUGGUGACGGGCGGGGGGGCCUUUCGCGACUUGGUUCUUUUUCUCAUCUCAGUCGCUUCUCUGAGGUGCUGUGUACUCGCAUUAACCCCGGUCUCCUCCACCCCUCCCCACGGUACCGAGGUGACGCUGACAUAGAUGUGAAAGAGGUGCCGGUCGGGCUGGGGAGGGGCGUGCUGGGCUGGCCGCCGACAGGUGGGCUCUGUUUGCACACCCUCUCACUCCCCGCACCCCUCUCUGUGCCAGAGAGCGGUGGGGACAUCGCCCCUCCGACCUUUGCCCCCUGAUAGAUGUGGUGUCUCUCCUAGGGCACCCCGGCCGGAGCCCCUCCUGGGGCUGCGGGGCCUGUGGGAAGACUUGUAGGAGCUGGGGGGCCGUGUCUGGUUUGAGAACAGCCCUGCUGCCCUUUUUGAGCCGAGAUUUUGAAGUGGAUGCCCGUCUUGCCAGAAAUGCUGUUCUCACCAGAACGCCCUCUCCUCCCAUGCUCCCUCACUGGACUUGGCCCCACCCAGUGCCAAGCAAAGACCUUCCCUCCCCCCCCCUCGCUCCCCAGUUCCCCUCAGAAAGGCCAAGUGUUCCCCUCCAGGCAGCCCUGGGCCCUUUCGCCCUUCCUGCCUGUCUGAGCUCCCCCGUGGGAAGGUGAGCAAGGUCUGUGUGACCUUGUUUCCCAGUGUGAGCUGCCCCCUCCCCAAAAGCUGACUCACUGUGAGUGACUUUGGGCAAGUUCCCAAACCUCCUUGUGCCUCAGUUUCCCCAUCUGGAAAAAAUGGGGCCACCUCUUGCCAGCAGUAGCAGGGCCACCCACAUCCCUUCCUCCCCACACCCCUUCCCAGCACUUGGGCGCCUCAUGCCUCUGCCUCAGUGGGUCCGAGGGAGCCCGCCUGAGCCCAGCACUUACUCCCCCUGAGCACCAAGCUCUGCCUCUGUCAGCUGCCUGGCCACCGAGAGCCAGGGUCUCAUGCUAUGGGGUUGAGGGAUGUCCUCUUUUCUAUAUUUAUUUCAAAAAAAAGUCUCCUAAGGGAGUAGCAGUGCAGUCCGGCCUAGGGCUCCCAGCCCCGGUGACUGUCCUCCUGUGAGGGGCUCAGCUGCGCCCCCUGCCCAGCAGCCUGCCCAGACCCUCCGGGCCUGCUCGCCACACGUGGUCUUUCUCCUCCUGAAAAAAGCAAUAUCCUCCAGGUCUGCAAAGCCCUAUCAGACAGAGGUCCCUUCCAAGGUCAACCCGUGCGUCUGAUUACAUUUCCAGCAAAGCAAAUGAGAGGAGGUUGGGUCUGCCCUCACUGAGUGUCACAUGC